GCGUUGACAUGCUUUCCCUCAACAACUGGGAAUUGACGCAAUUUUGACGCAGAGAAGAAGGAAUACCAGUUGUAGCAAACGAUUAUUUUCAUUUGCCAUAGAUGGAUCCUGUAAAAGUGGUCGAGGAACAAUUUCAACGGCACGAUUUUGAUUCUGACGAAAGAUGGAAAGUGUUUAGAGACAACGCUUUGACGACUGGAUCUGAGGAACAUUUAAAACGAGUUUACUUCAGGCGCUAUGUCAACCACGAGCUUCCCUUGAGAAAUAGCCAAACAGCCCAAAACAAUCAAGAAACUUUGUCGACGAGUUCUUCUCCAGACACUCCAGACUCAUCCUCCGCAGGUCCUUCGUUGAAUUGGAGAAGUGUUGUCAAUUACGCGCGAUCACUGUUUUCCAGAGAUUUUGUCCAGCAUAUGAGAAGGUUCACAAGUUCAAAUUCUCUACCGAGAGCUAUUUCUACCUUGCUUUGUUUGCUACAAUUAUUGACUAUCUGGAAAGCAUUCUUAUUUCUGUUAGACCAGAAUAAGAAAAAUUUCCUAGCAGCCUUUCAAUUUGCGUUUUUCGCCAACAUAUGUUCAUUAUUGCAGGUUGUUGGAGUUCCUCAAAUAAGUAGGCAGUGGUUCCAGAGUCUUGUCUAUCAUGAGGACUUUGCCUUCAUAUUAUAUUGUUUUGUUCAACGCUCAAUCACGCCACCGAGCACAGUUUCUCUCAUUCCCAUUGCCUGCCGUGCAACGGUCUCGGCUUGUGAACUCUUAUCGACUUUGCUUCCUUCUAUCACUCCCACUUUAUAUUAUAGCCUUGCUGACCUCUUUCAGUUCAUUUUGCACAGUAGAGACACUAUUUAUCUACUUUCAGCCAUUACGGAAAUUAUCCUGUUCCCUGUUAUUCUUUUCCGAUCCAUCCAAGUUCCACAAAAUCUGUUUAGUCUAUUUCCUUAUUCUUUUUUCUUAAGAUUGCGUUUCAACUUUUCAUCACAUGCACAACUUGCAUGGAGAAUAGUAGAUAGUCGUUUGGAGCCGCUAGUCCAGAAUUAUAUGCCGUUAAGCUGGAGACCUUACUAUUACCGUUUGAAAAAUUUCGUUCGAGGCUUAAGUAGGCUUCGAUAGAAUUUUAUAGACACUUUUGAAACAUGGAACGAAGUAAAUCUAUCAACAUUUGUUUGCUCUAGUAGCAGUGUGUGAAAGGGAUCAGCAUUUACAUACAAG
This is a messenger RNA of Galdieria sulphuraria, 1205 nucleotides long. RefSeq lists its product as uncharacterized. The transcript has 4 exons. Gene Ontology annotation, biological process: endoplasmic reticulum tubular network organization; membrane organization. Lineage: Eukaryota; Rhodophyta; Bangiophyceae; Galdieriales; Galdieriaceae. Gene Ontology annotation, cellular component: endoplasmic reticulum; membrane. The record is from RefSeq and is a predicted model, not a curated record. Bases 102 to 1106 code for a protein of 334 amino acids.